Messenger RNA from Spea bombifrons (plains spadefoot toad), 2023 nucleotides. RefSeq names its product E2F transcription factor 3 (gene E2F3). Gene Ontology annotation, molecular function: DNA-binding transcription factor activity, RNA polymerase II-specific; RNA polymerase II cis-regulatory region sequence-specific DNA binding; protein dimerization activity. Lineage: Eukaryota; Metazoa; Chordata; Amphibia; Anura; Pelobatidae. Bases 326 to 1624 code for a protein of 432 amino acids. Gene Ontology annotation, cellular component: RNA polymerase II transcription regulator complex. The transcript has 7 exons. Gene Ontology annotation, biological process: regulation of transcription by RNA polymerase II. The record is from RefSeq and is a predicted model, not a curated record.
CCUUCGCGCGUAAACCGCAUCCCUUCAUUCAUUGUCAGCUUCCUGGAGCCAUUUUUCAGCCGCGGCGGUGGCGGGGAGGUCGAAGCUGGGGCCCAACUACUCUUAGUCACACAAUCCGCCUCCAUCUGCGUCCCCCGGUGGUCGAUACCCCUCCGAAGGCUUCAUUCCAUGCAAGCAGGGGGUCUCCUCUUCAUACAUCCCCAAGUAUUUCCGAUUUAGAGGCUGGGGCCGUGCGGAUUAAAGGUUUUAGACGGAGGAGACCGAGGCAGCCCGGGACAGAAUCGGCGCACUAGGAGGAGGAUACCGGGGAGGCUUGCUCAAUAAGAUGAGAAAAGGAAUCCACCCCGGCCAUGAGAAGCUGCUAAUCCCCGGGUUCCAGGGCUCGGACAAGGGGUCCAGCUUAUCGGGGGGGUUCGUCGCCGGGGGAGGCGGUGCAAGUAUAGUCGGUGCAGGAGGCGGCGGAUACCUGCAGAUCCUCUCCUCACCCGGCCCGCUGCACAACCAGCAAGGACUGUGUGUAACCGAGCAGCAGAACCAAGCACCGGCGGCCAGCUACAUCUACUCCACCCCGCACGGACCAGCCGGUAGAGCCGGCCUGCUGCAGCCCGCACUGGGGCGUCCUCCGGCAAAGAGACGACUGGAGCUUGGUGAUGGAAGUCAUCAGUAUCUCUCUGAAGGCCUUAAGACUCCCAAGGGGAAAGGAAGAGGAAGUACGCUAUGCCCCGACAGUCCAAAAACUCCAAAGUCUCCGUUGGAAAAGACCCGUUAUGACACCUCGCUUGGCCUCCUGACAAAGAAGUUCAUUCAGCUGCUCAGCCAGUCUUCUGAUGGCGUUGUUGACCUGAACAGGGCUGCUGAAGUCCUCAAGGUCCAGAAGAGGCGAAUUUAUGAUAUCACAAAUGUGCUAGAAGGAAUCCACCUCAUUAAAAAGAAAUCGAAAAACAACAUCCAAUGGAUGGGCUGCAGUUUGCCAGACGAUGGUGGAAAUAUGGUUCGGUGUCAAGGACUAUCUAAGGAACUUUCAGAGCUCACCCAGGAAGAAAACAAACUUGAUGAGUUAAUCCAGAACUGUACUCUAGACUUGAAACUUUUAACUGAAGACACAGAGAAUCAAAGGCUGGCAUAUGUAACCUACCAAGACAUACGGAAAAUCGGCGGCCUUCAGGAUCAAACUGUUAUUGUGGUGAGAGCCCCUCCAGAAACAAGACUUGAAGUGCCUGAUCCUGUGGAGAGCUUGCAGAUCCGUUUGUCCAGCAGUCAAGGUGCAAUCGAUGUGUACCUGUGUCCUGACGAAAAUGAAUCAAACAGCCCAGUGAAGCCAUGCAAUUCUGACCAUAAUGGAAAUAUUUCAAAGCCAAACUCCAAAGAUACACUGUCUCCUAACUUGGGAACUAUAAAUUGCUCAGUGGAAGGAAUUUCUCCUUUAACGUCCCCAACAAACCUCCUACAACAGACAGAGGAUCAAAUACCUUUGAGUCUUGACGGUCCAUUUGUAAAUCUGCUUCCACCGCUCAUCCAGGAAGACUACCUGCUCAGCCUUGGUGAAGAGGAGGGAAUCAGUGACCUCUUUGAUGCCUAUGAGUUUGAAAAGUUGCCAUCCUUGGAUGACUUCAUGUGCAGUUGAUACAUGUUAUGCUUCAUCACUUUGUCAACAGACCAGAUUCAUUUUCAUUGUUUUGUACUUACGAAUGGGACCAGACUUCUGGACGUCACAUCAUUACACCGUUGUGUGUUUGGCUCAACAGUCUGCAGUGUCCUCGAUGAGCGCGCGGUUGCAGGAGCUCCAGUUUACUUGAUCCAAUGCUUCCUUAUGCAAGAGCCAUCAGGUGAUGCACUGGGCUUGCUUAAGACACAAGUGAGCAUCCUAUGUUGCCACUUUGUAGCCUCACAGCCGGGGUUAUAUCCGUGAGCCUUGGCCUGAUGGGGCCUAUGAAUUAUAUGAAGUAUCAAGCCGUGCCUUCCUGUGUAUUUUAUCCCCAGUUGUUGUGGAGACGAUCCACAAUAAAUGUGAACUGUCACUCUG